Molecule: messenger RNA, 165 nt
Organism: Haemonchus placei
Lineage: Eukaryota; Metazoa; Nematoda; Chromadorea; Rhabditida; Trichostrongylidae
Source: the annotation of a GenBank genome assembly
AUGCAUCUUUGUCGCCAUUCCUUGACUUAUCACUUUAUAGCCUGGAUCACAAUGAAUGGGUUGACAUCAGUCAAAGAUAUGAGGAAGUGUUUGACGAGGACAGUUACGAUCGCAUACGACAAUGGGAGAAACUCAAAUAUGGGAUCAUACCGACACAACAGAAGG